Messenger RNA from Corylus avellana, 1666 nucleotides. Lineage: Eukaryota; Viridiplantae; Streptophyta; Magnoliopsida; Fagales; Betulaceae. The record is from RefSeq and is a predicted model, not a curated record.
GGACCAAAAAUUUCAUAAACCGCGUCUCUUUUUCCCCAAACCUUCAAAACACCAUAAUCCUCCCUAAUACCCAUCUCACUCACCUCCCUCAUCACUCUCACUCUCAAUCUCUCUACCGCUGCUCUCCCAAACUUUGACCGACGAAAGCUUUCAUACAAGGCUUUGCUGAGAAGCUGAAAGAGGGAGAGAGAGAGAGGGAGAUCGACCGGGUGAGCAGUGGAUCACGAUGAGAGGGAAAUUUGGAGAUGCUGAGAGUAUCAAAAUAGAGGCCACUAUGUUUGAUGGGUGCGAACCUGUUCCUAAGCUUGGAGAUGACAGCUCUGGGGAAGAUAUGCGCCUUCACCUUAGCUUGCUUGUUGAUAUCUCCAGGGACGAUGGCGGUGAUGAAUUGGAGUUUUUGUGCUCCGCUUGGCCGGAUUUGUUGGAGGUUCAGAAAGUUUAUAUGCUUAGGCGCGAUGGAAUGCUGGCUAGGCCUUACAUGGGACCUGAUUUUAGGAAAUUGGAUGCUAAGAUUCAGAAGGCACUAAAGAAGUACUUAGAGGCAAGGGGGAUAAACCAUGAACUCUCUGUUUUCUUGCAUGAAUAUAUGAUGAACAAGGAUAGAACUGAACUUAUCCAAUGGUUCGGAGAUGUCGAGACAUUUUGUGGAAAAAUAGAAAAGUGUAUUCUUUUUUACUGCAUGUGUGAGAUUUCAUCGCCAAGUUUGUUAUUUUAAAUUUGGUUGGAAUGAAGUCUCUGCUGUAGGUAUUCAUUUUUGAUGAUUUGUAUGUAGAAUGAGUUAGCAAAUUUGAGGUUUAUGCAGCAUGUAGCAACUCAAAACUGAAAUGUGAAAUUGGAACUAGCAACUAUUUAUGUUCGGCUUCAAGAUGCUUAUCAUUUGUAUAUUUACGUAUAGAAAAUUAUAGGACUUGAGAAUUGGUGAAAUCAUGGAUUCUUUGUACAUGGGUAGUGUCUCCUUUAGCACUUUGUAAUGUACCUAUAGAGAAAUGAAGGUAUGCAGUCUUCUUGUUUUUACUACAUGUUUUCAUCAAAUGAAGAAGUAUGGCCUUAUGCAUAUAGAGUCUUACCAAUUUGCACUAAUCUGUCUGAACCACUUCUGGUAGUUUAAUGGGUAUCGGUAUGGUUCUUGUAUUGGUUUAUCCCAAUUUUAACUUCAAUUAUGCUUAACGCUAUUAUGAUAAAAUGGCUUGAGUAUCCGAAUUUAUCAAAGAAAGAAGUAGAGCACAAUAAAUGCAGAUUGAGCGAGGAAGAAAGAUUUUGAUUGCAAGUAUAGUGCCAAGUGUAAGGUUGUGAGGUAUAUAUUUAGAACAUAUUGGCAUGAACUCUAGCUGAAAUUAAUAAUGUAAACACUCGGUUUCUUUUCAUUAUAUUGUUCGUUCUAUCACUGGUAAUUCCCAGUAUCUCAUUAGUUUUAUCUGUCAUUCUUACACAAAUUAUGUCAUCUCUUGUAGAAGAAGAAAGUUAAGGCAUCUUUAAGAUAUAUCCUUUCUAUAUGCCAUAUCCAAUGCCUUUGGUGAUUCUAACCUUUGGAUCUCGGUUAUAUUCUCAAUGCUAAUGGUACUGAUUUUCACAUGAACACAAUUUGGCAUAUAACAUGUGCUACAAAACAGCCGCAUAUUUACUUUCUCAAACUUGAUUUGAUCCCAUGCUUGAUUUAUGCGCUUAA